Penicillium malachiteum is the source of this 843-nucleotide messenger RNA. Its product is annotated as RraA family protein. Lineage: Eukaryota; Fungi; Ascomycota; Eurotiomycetes; Eurotiales; Aspergillaceae. The transcript is spliced from 4 exons. Bases 1 to 843 code for a protein of 280 amino acids. The record is from RefSeq and is a predicted model, not a curated record.
AUGGCCUCUCUCAAGGAACAACUCGCCAUUUUGGUUGAGAACUACACAGCUUGUGAUAUAUCAGAUGCCCUUUUGAAACUACAGAAAGUUCCAGCUGGGACUGCACCACGAGCUGGAUACCUGGCUGAUCUCAGUGAGUUAUCAAUAGCCCCUUUUCUAUCAUGCAACGACAUGACGACAAGAUUUUCCAUGAACACAAAGUUUUGCAUGCUAAUAUUCCCAACAGCACCAUUCUCCCCGAUAGCCGGAAGAAAUGACACAGCGCGGAAGAUCGCCGCACCAGCUACAACCUUCAAGUUCCUCAACAAGAGCGAUAGUCCACCUGCUAUUGCAGUUGAGAACCCUGAGAAGCACGGUUUCCCACCUGGCAAGCACUGGGUAGAUUACGUAGGCGAUUUUCAAGAUGCAGACCCAGCCAAGGCUGGCUCGAUCAUUGUUAUCGAACAACCAGAUGAGCAGUACUGUGCUGUUACUGGUGGUAUCAUGGCUACUCGGAUGAAGUAUUUGGGUAUCAAGGCUGCUGUAGUGGGUGGCAGAAUACGUGAUCUGAGGGAGCUGCAGGGUACAGAACUCCCGAUAUGGGCUCGUGCAACUUCGACUGUUGGCACAGGCGCUGAGGCUAAAGCUGGCGUGCGUAACGUGCCAAUCUCCAUAGGAGGAAUCACCGUAUCACCAGGAGAUAUUAUUUUUUGUGACCCAAUGGAAGGAGUGGUGGCUAUUCCACGGGAUCUACUUGAUGCUGUUCUUGAGACUAUGCCCAAGUUGAUCAAUAUGGAUGAACAGGCAAGAGAAGCUGUAGCACAAGGGAUGAGUGUGACUGAGGCAUUCCAGAAGUUCAGAUAA